UGCGCCUGCGCGGGAGGCGGCGGGCGGGGUUGCGGUUCCCGGCACGCCCUGAAAGGAGGCGGCGUGUGGGCCGCGGGCCCGUAGUCAGCAGAGUGCCCGGUCCGGCAGCGAUGGACGCUAUGCGGCUCUGCGCGCUCUGGCUGCCCGGCCUGACCCUCAUCCGCCCGGGGUCGGGAACGGGCCCCGGAGACCCGACUGUGCCGGGAUGCUCUAAUUUCUCCUUCAAGUCCUGUGAAGACUGUCUAAAAAAUGUUUCAUAUACCAGAUGAAGAAGAGGAAAGGCUUGCCAGAGAUCGAGAGGAGAGACGAAUGCAAUCUCUUCAGCGGAAACAUGAAAGAAAAAUGAAACAGGAUGAGAUACGCAAGAAAUAUGGUCUCCUUCAGGAUUCUGAUCAUCCUUACAGUAGAUUUGAGAAUGAAUGAAAACAGACACUGUUGAAUCUCCUCAUCGAAAGCUAAGAUUCCAGGAUAAAUGAGCACUUUUUUAUUUUGCUUUUCAGCGGUCUUCAGGCUGCUUUUUUUUUUUUUUUUUUUUUUUUUUUUUUUUUUGCAAGUUUUCAGACAGUAAAAAUAAGUGCACAAAUAUCUACUAAAAUACGUAUAUUUUAAAUCUGGCAUAUUUACCUUUUAGAGCUAAAUUUUUAUGAACACUUUUGGUUUUUGAAAUGUUUGCCAAUUGUGCUCUCAUUAAAUAAAUCUUUUCUUUGGAAUCUGAUUUAAAUAGUUAGCUUCCUAAUCAUGUAAUAUCUUAGCUCACCUUUCUCUUAAAAAUUCCUCUGUUCCCAUUUUCCUAAAUAAAGAUUUUCUUUCUAAAUCUGUUGUAUGCAUAUAAGUGGUGGCAAGAAUAAAGGAAGUGCUUGACACUGCAGAAAUAUGGUACUGAUGUUGACAAGAAAUAAUUACAGCAUACAAAUUCUUUAGUAUCAAAAUAGUAUGUAUAGUAUUUUAAAGAUGCAAAAUGUGAUUUUUUUUUUUUUGGUGUACAUAAUCUGAUGUAAUAGAAAUGCUCGUAUAUUACCAGGCUGUGUCCUUGGUGUGGAGAAAAAAGUCUUGAGUUAGUAAAACGGGCACAGAAUCUUUUUGAAAUUCAUGCAAAAUCUGAAUAUACAUUUGUAUAUAAGCUUGAGAGGCAAUAUCAGGCUGUUUAAAACACUUUCUUCCAUGAACAGUUCUCUAAAUUAAAAAUACUGCAUAAUGCCAAGAUAGCAUCAGUUUAACAGUAUAAUGAUUUCAUAUUUUUUACCUUUGAGUUUUUUGUGGGAAAUGUUCAUAAUGCAUUGAGUUCUGUCAUCUUCCUGGUUUGGUGAAUUUUUGUUUUUUUUUUUUUCCCCCUUUUCUCACACAAAUGCCUUCAUUGAGCAUUUUAAAUAACUUGCUGACAUGAUGCAGCAUGAAGAGGUUCAUUCUUUUUUUCCUCCUUCAUAUUUAAUGUGAAUUUCCAAUUCUAUAUAGUUGGAAUUUACUGUGUACUAUCUUCUGCUGAAUAAAUUUACAGUACUGAA
Messenger RNA from Trachemys scripta elegans, 1502 nucleotides. Its product is annotated as pituitary tumor-transforming gene 1 protein-interacting protein-like. Gene Ontology annotation, biological process: protein import into nucleus. NCBI's taxonomy places the organism in Eukaryota, Metazoa, Chordata, Testudines, Emydidae. The record is from RefSeq and is a predicted model, not a curated record. Gene Ontology annotation, cellular component: nucleus; cytoplasm.